This is a messenger RNA of Alosa sapidissima (American shad), 532 nucleotides long. RefSeq names its product ribosomal protein, large, P1 (gene rplp1). The record is from RefSeq and is a predicted model, not a curated record. Gene Ontology annotation, biological process: translational elongation; cytoplasmic translation. The transcript is spliced from 4 exons. The coding region runs from base 154 to 489 and encodes 111 amino acids. Gene Ontology annotation, cellular component: ribosome; cytosolic large ribosomal subunit. Lineage: Eukaryota; Metazoa; Chordata; Actinopteri; Clupeiformes; Clupeidae. Gene Ontology annotation, molecular function: structural constituent of ribosome; protein kinase activator activity; ribonucleoprotein complex binding.
UUUUGCCUUCCCUUUCCGCCAUUGAACGUGGUUGAUAUUGGACGUGCCUAAUAGUGCUCGGUUCUUCUUGUGAAGCUAAGGCCACUCAAUCCGGCGACUAGCACUUCUAAUAUUAGGCAUCGGUGUCUAAAAACACACUAAAACUAAAGAAAAAUGGCAUCCGUUUCAGAGCUCGCCUGUAUUUAUUCUGCUCUCAUCCUCCACGAUGAUGAAGUUGCCAUCACAGAGGAUAAACUGAACGCCCUCAUCAAGGCAGCUGGUGUGACCAUUGAGCCUUUCUGGCCUGGUCUCUUCGCCAAGGCUCUGUCCAGCGUGGACAUUGGAAGCCUCAUCUGCAACGUGGGUGCUGGUGGUGGUGCUGCCCCAGCUGCUGCUGCUUCUACCGGAGCUGCCACUGCAGAUGCCCCAGCCGAGGAGGAGAAGAAGGAAGAGAAGAAGGAAGAGUCGGAGGAGUCUGAUGACGACAUGGGCUUCGGUCUCUUCGACUAAAACCUGUCUCCUUUUUUUAAUAAAAGAAAAACUCGAGCUGAAA